CUCAUGUCAUGUCAUGUGUAUUUGUGUAUGUGUGUUUUGUAUGGGGUUUGUGUAUAUAUGUUGGUGGUGGUUUUUAUUUAUUUUCUCUAUCUAUCUAUCUAUCUACCUAUGCUGGUAUGUUAUGAACUAUAAUUUCAUGCAAUACUUCGGGUGCACCUUUUUAAAACACCCACCCUGGGAAUUUGUCUAUUCUUCUCUCCACACUGCAAACUACCGGCAAGAACAAACUAGAGCACCAACUAUUUUUUAUACGCAUGCGCAUAAAGCCUGCAGUGAUUCGCUACGAACACGAAGUGCGUAAGCAUGGCACAGAUUGCGAGAAACAAAAGAUGUAGGGAUGGGGUUAUGACUGACCCUCUGUCUUAGUGUAGGCUUCUUGUUCCCUUCUUUUCAUGACACACUGUCGUAUAAUAUUUAGGGCAGCGGCAGCAGUGACUACGCGCAUAGCUAACGGCGGAGAGCGGCUAGCAGCAGUGCGUAUAGCUAUCUGCCGUGUGUGCCUCCUGGGGUUGAUUGUGAGGGAUGGGGCAUAUAUAUGCCUGAUGGUCGUCCUGCUGGCAAUUGCGUGCAUGUCUGAGGGGCAAAUGGAAAUCGGUAUUUUGGAUGGAUUCUCAUCAACCCUGCGCUAUCUCAACGGCAACUGCUCGUGGAGAGUUACUACAAUUGUAGCAGGGAAUGAGGUAGAGGUGACUGAGUGUAGGACACCUGACUACACUGUUUCUGAGGUUCCAAGUUUUGCUCAUCUCUCUGCCAUGUUUGAAGAUUCUAGUAAUCUGUUGAGAGUUCAGUUCACAAUAGUUAUCUAUGGUGUCGUCAAUGUCUCGUUCAAUGUUACAAGAGCUGAAGCUGCAAAAGGGACCGUAAUAUAUGACCUUCCCUCCCACAUAUCUCCAAUGGAUGUUUGUGAUGUACAAAGCGAAAUUUAUGGUGGAAAUGUGAUCGGCAACAGUAAUUCAUUCAGUAUACUAGUUCCAGAAGCUUGCCUUCCGUCCACCUCUGAAACUUUGUCAACGGGUGAAGGGAGACCCUCCACUUCAUCUGCUCCACCCCCUGUGGAGAUGAAACAGUCUGACAUCCCUCCUGCGGUGAUUGGUUCAGGUAAAGGCAGUGGUGUUACAGAAGAUGUCUCACUGCAGACAAAUGAGGCCUACUGUACAGUAACUACUGGAGUUCCAAUGAAGAGAAAUGAGGCAUAUGAGACUGUGCUGAGACCAGAAACUGACACUCUAUCUCCAGUGUAUGAUAUUGUACACUUAUAACCUGUAAUGAAGAAAAUGCGACA
Geodia barretti is the source of this 1282-nucleotide messenger RNA. The record is from the annotation of a GenBank genome assembly. Lineage: Eukaryota; Metazoa; Porifera; Demospongiae; Tetractinellida; Geodiidae.